GCAGCGAGUUCUACUGAAAACAAAACAAAACAAAACAAAACAAAUCCAAAACCAAAGUAGAAGGAAAAUGAAACAGAAACUGAAGAAAAGGAAGAAGAGAGAAAGAGAAGAGAAGAGAAGAGAAGAGAAGAGAAGAGAAGAGAAGAGAAGAGAAGAGAAGAGAAGAGAAGAGAAGAGAAGAGAAGAGAAGAGAAGAGAAGAGAAGAGAAGAGAAGGAAACAUGAAAAACCUAACAGUUCCCUCUCACAGUGAGCAGAGACUUCCUGCAAGCAAUAAAGAAGGUGUACGCAAAAAAUCUACCUGCAGAAAAGAGUCGUUCCUUGAUAAAUGGCAAAACCAGCUGUGGCUGUAUGGUGGCCACCUUAUCCAGAGGGGAACAAGAAUUGAAGAGGGCUCCAUUCCCCAUCUUACAAAGUGGGGAGGAACCUCCUGCACCACUCCAUGCUCACUGCUCUCACAGGCAAACAUCAUUUGUGAGAUUCUCCCCUAUGUCACUGGUCAAAGAUGA
Molecule: messenger RNA, 508 nt
Organism: Haemorhous mexicanus (house finch)
Lineage: Eukaryota; Metazoa; Chordata; Aves; Passeriformes; Fringillidae
Exons: 2
Coding region: 68-508 (146 amino acids)
Source: RefSeq, a predicted model, not a curated record